This is a messenger RNA of Babesia bovis T2Bo, 691 nucleotides long. RefSeq lists its product as uncharacterized. The coding region runs from base 141 to 491 and encodes 116 amino acids. NCBI's taxonomy places the organism in Eukaryota, Apicomplexa, Aconoidasida, Piroplasmida, Babesiidae. The record is from RefSeq and is a predicted model, not a curated record. The transcript has a single exon.
AACGCGAUCCCCACCAAUGAAUAAACAACACCGUGCUGUAAUAUACACGUAUUAUCACGUAAGGUAACGCACCAAAUCACGCAUAUAAAACAUCAUAGGACACCAUAAGAAAAUUCUAUUUCCCCUGAAAACAAUUCACAAUGAUGUACUUCAAAGCAAUAUCGAAAGUUGGAAUUUGUUUGCUUUGCCUCAUUUGUACUGUACACGUUACAGAAAGCGCUUCCACUGAGCAAAAGAAUUCAUCUACAGUAAGUACUAAUGGUGUCUCGGAACGAAUGAAAAAACCUUCUAUUAUAGAUCGGUUCUGUAAAAAACAGAUGGGUAAUAAAGAGGGGGACAAGAAAUCACAGAUUGCCUCAUCUAAAGAAGGGCUGCUUCCAUUGAGGGAGUCGAAAUCAAAUAACGAUUAUCCGCCUUAUGGAGACGGCACUAAACAUUUUUAUACCCCUUAUAGCCGUGGAAUGACCACACCCGAUGGAUUUGUCGUAUAAAUUGCCAUGCUUCAAAUGGAGUGUAUUGUGUUGUUAAAAUAUGAGAACUACCAAGCCAACAACUAGUUGUGCAUGUUGAGCACUACCGUAGGCAUCACAUAGGAGUAUGCGGAAAGCAGAAAUGGAACAUUGGUGAUUUGUAUAACAUAUUCCUGCAUACUAGAACAGGAUUUCGUUUCAUAGUAUCCCGAUGUGGAAUG